Belonocnema kinseyi is the source of this 4922-nucleotide messenger RNA. RefSeq names its product neprilysin-21-like. Gene Ontology annotation, cellular component: plasma membrane. Bases 687 to 3092 code for a protein of 801 amino acids. The record is from RefSeq and is a predicted model, not a curated record. The transcript is spliced from 19 exons. Gene Ontology annotation, biological process: protein processing. Gene Ontology annotation, molecular function: metalloendopeptidase activity. Lineage: Eukaryota; Metazoa; Arthropoda; Insecta; Hymenoptera; Cynipidae.
GCAACAAUCACGCAGAACCACGGUUUCCGGUUUCGUUUUUAAAUUUUCUUCCGCGAAUUUCUUUCGAAAAAGGCUUCUUUUGCCUAUUUUCAAUGACCUUUUUUUCAAAAAAUUAGUGUAUUUGUACUCGGACUUGUCAACUUUUUUGAUAAUAUUGAGAUCAGAAAUAGCAGCUAAAAAUUUGAACGAAUCUUCAAAUUUCAAGAUCUGUUGCAUUUUCACUCGCAAGUGUGAGAACUUCAUUGCAUCAAGUUCACCAUCGACCAUCAAGAACAGAAAGAAUGUGCAAUCCUGUGUCAAGAGGAGCCAAGGGAAACCAGAAGACCGACUUUCUGCAAAGGUUGAUCAAGGACCAAUAAAGCUGGACAGCUUUAGGGAAGACCAGGAAAAGGCUGGCGUGAUUGAGGUAGAAAGUUCGGGGUCACCCGGCAAAUGUGGCUCUGUGUACAGUGAACCAGGGUUACGGAGGGCGCAGGACCCGUGGUGUGGGUAUCCGCACACGUGGAGAGGCAACCGUAAGAUUGCCUCUGAGUCCGCGCACUCUGUGUGCCCCAGGUAGUGGGUCUGCACCGGGGUCCUGUACCCAAGCCGCUACUCACGUACACCCUCCAGCUGCCCCACGUGAACAUCAUGCCACCCCAGCUUCCACAGCUGGGGAGGAUGUCGCUGCACUCCCUGAUGAGCCGAUGCUCAAUGUCGAAAGGUCUGAUCAGUCCGGGACCUGGAUCUGUUGCGUGCCCUGCUUCUGGCUUAGAAGAAGCAAAGCUGUUCACAAGGCUCUCCUCACAUUCGCCAUGCUUCUUGUCACCAGCCUUCUGGUCACCAGUCCAGUUCUGUUCCUUAUCACUACUCUACCAGAAGGCGAGCAACCACUUGAUUGCGCUCCACUGGAUGACGCAUGCAUCAGAGAAAGAGAUGGCCCAGAAGGAAUUUGUGAGACAAAGGCAUGUUACGAAGCCUCUCUCAAAAUGCUCGCAUCCAUGAAAAGAGGUGUGGAUCCUUGCAAGGAUUUUUAUCAGUUCGCUUGUGGUGGCUACCGCGAUCGACAGCCUUAUCAGCCAAGUGCAAGUUUCGGGACACUACAGGCUCAAGUUGAUCAAAAAAUCAAGCAGAUGCUGACGAACAAAACGGGUAAAAUGACGGGUGUUUUUACAAAAGUAGGUCGAUUUUACGAAAGCUGUCUUGAAUUUGGGGAGAAACCGGUGGAUUUCAAUCCUGUUCUUCAAUUACUAAAUAAUUUGGGAGGCUAUUUGUCAUCAAGCAGUUCCGUUCCAGAAGAUGUAACUCCUCUAGUUGCUGCUCUUCUAAAAUUAAAUGGAGCACCUCUGUUUGAUUUGUACAUCGACACUGAUCUUCAGGAUUCCACAAAAUCUGCAGUUUUCUUGGAUCUGCCGACUGGAUAUCAAGUCAACUCAUUUUUCCAACAAAAUCUGGACAGCGUAUCGAGACAGGUGGAGGGAUUCAGUUUAGAUGAAAGUCGUAGCAAGAGGUCUACAUCCGCAGAAAGUAAAGCUUAUACCGUCAUUAAGAAUAAUAAGGAAGAGGCGAGGGCAUAUAAAAUUAAAAAAUUGAUUGAGAGGCUGAUUCCUGAUGAUAUGGAUCCUAAGGAACGAUCCUUAGAGGCCGACCAAUUAAUACAAUUUUGCUUAGCUCUGCACAAGAUCUAUCCGAGGCACAAGGAUUUGUACAACUGGAUGGACAUUGAUCAUAGAAUAUAUGUGCGCUACAAUUUAUCAUUUCUUCAGGAGAACUUUGAUUAUGUAAGAUGGGGAAUUCUAGUGAAUGCUACUAUUGGUAACACCACAGCCGAUCAAAGUAAUCGAAAUCGCGCCGAUUAUGAUGCUGGCUACGAGGAAGAAAACAUUAAUUAUGUUUACGUAACGGCGCCUCGUUACUUUCGCAGCUUAGGAAAAUUGUUAAAUCGGUUUCCUAAACGGGUAAUUCACAAUGGCUUACUACUUCUCUAUGCGAGUGACACUCUUUACGACGUAGUAAACGUAACUGCGAGUGAAAACUGGAAUACGUCCUGCUAUCAUUUGACGAAAAACAUUUUCAGUGAUGCAGUAAGCGCUCUUUAUGUGCAGCAGUACAAACCUCAAUUUUUAGAGACACUAGCUAAUAGGGUUGCAUCAUUGUUUGAGCGUGUGAAAGAAACUCUCGCGACCCGCAUGUUAGUAAUGUCGUGGCUGGAUGAUGAAACCAGGACAGAAGCUUUGCUCAAGUUACGAACCUUACGAGGAAAGUUCCACGUCUGGUCCGGUUUUUAUAAUGAAACCUUGUUGGCACGAAGAAUGGCCGAGGUCGUGAUCGAUCCUGAGAAUUUCUUUGUGUCUCUUCUACAAAGAUUCCAACAAAUUCGCACAUUGGACGGUCAGCGGUCCAGGAGAAAUACAAGUCAAAAAUGGCAGCAUCACUAUUCGGUUAAUGCUUACUACGAGUCAUGGACAAAUUCAAUUGUUAUUCCACUGCCAAUGAUGGCUGCUUGGUCUUGGUCAUGGGAGGGAGGUCCAGCCUAUUCUUCAUACGCAACUUUGGGUUCAGUAAUCGCUCAUGAAAUUCUGCAUGCUUUUGAUCUUCAUCAUCGACGUCUGCCAUUGGAUCCUGAUUUGGACGUCUCUUUGGGAAAUGAAAGAUGGAUCUGGAUUACACCAGAAGCUUGGAGAAAGCUCGAAGCAAGAAUUGAAUGUGUGGCUAAUUUGUACGCCAGGAGCUUUUGGCGGAAGGUCAAAUUUUAUGGGAGUAGUGUCGACGUUCAGUUCGAUUGGAAUGUAACAAGAAAUGAAAAUGUGGCCGAUGUUGGGGCACUGCAAAUUUCAUAUCAGACUUGGCAUAGUUUAACGAACGGAAAGGAUCGGAGUCUCCCAGGCCUGGAAGCUCUUCGUCCCAGUCAACUUUUCUUUAUAAGUGCCGCUCAAACUUAUUGCUCUAACAUGACUGCCGAGGCCUACAUUCUCUCUGUUGAGCUUGACUAUCACACUCCUCAACCAGAGAGAGUGAACGGUAUAAUGAUGAACUCCCUAGCUUUUUCGGAAGCAUUUCGCUGUCCUGCUGGUGCCAAAAUGAACCCACCAAAAAAAUGCACGACCUGGUGACAUCGACAAAAUUUCACAAAAAAUCCACCGUGAAUAGUGAUUAAUUGAUUAUUCGCAAGGAGUGUUUUCAGUGCUUCUGAAUUAAAAAAAUUAAAGGAGCAAUAUUAAACGAAAAUCCGAAUGAAGAAGCACGUUUCAUCAAUUAUAGAUUUGAUAAUUUGGGUAUAAAACUGAACUGAAUUCGAAAAGAAGUUCCAGACUCAGAGCCGCUGAACCUAUUAUCGUAAAAGAAAAAAAAGGAUAAUUUGUACAUCAUGACCGACUACAAUUUUUUUGUUAAUAGCUCACAAAUAUUUAAUAGUUUGAAAGUUGGCUACAAUCAAUUAACGAAUUUUAGGACUAGAGCUAUUUAGAAAAUCUAGGAAUUAACAGCGAAAACAAUAAGUAAAUUAAUAAUUAUGAAAGGCAAAAAGAUAAUACAAAUUAUUUAUACUGAGCCUUAGAAAAUUCUAAUGACAUUGUUAUUAUAUUCAUUGACUAUAUAUAGGAUAGAAAAUUAGUAAUGUGUUGUAAUCACUCAAGUAUAUAGGCUGCCCUAAAACAACAUCCAAUGUUGAAAGAACUUUUUGAAUUUUGGAAUGUCAGUCUGAUAAAAUCGACUAAAACUUAUAAUCAUCGAUUUUUAUUUUCUCAGUCUUUAAUCUAUUUUCUGCAAUUGAAAAAUAUUAUUAAUUCUCUAGUAUAAUAUUUUUUAUCUAAUUUUAAAAAGUUGUAUAGGCAAUUAGGGAUUGCAUAGUUAAUUACUGAAAAAAAGCACUAGAGGCACUUACAUAAAAUGAAGAACUAUUAGCUGUUUGAGCUCACUAGAUUUAUUAAUAAAACUCAUUUUUCCGACCGAUUGAUAUUUAAAAAAUUCUAAAAAGCCAGUAUUUUUCUCUAAGCAAUGUAGUGAUCAUAAUGUAAUCUUAAAUACCAAGCGGAUUUUUACAACUAUAAUAUACAGAUCAAAAGAUUUCAUAUUCACGUCCUUUGCAUUGAAAAAUAAAAAAAAAAAUAAAUAAAAAAAUAAGAAACUGUUCUUAAAAUAAGAUAGAAUAAAAAAUUCGAAGAUUCAAGUAAAUAACAAAUGACAGAAAUAGAUUAGAGCCUCGCUUGAAAUGUGUAAAAAGAUAUCCACUAAAAAAAUACAGCAAUUAAGUUAAACACCUUUCUUCGUUGGAAUAAUACUUUUUAUUGCAUGAAUAACGCACUUUUAAGGUAUUAUAAGACAGAAAAGAUUUCCGAAAUAUACUCUCCUCUUGUCCUUAUAAUACCUUAAACAUUUCUGCAGUCAAUAAAAUGUAUAUUAUAUGAAUUAAUUUGCAUAUGCAAUAAUCAAAACGCCUUCUUUUAACAAUUCUGAUGCGUGUAUACUAAAUAUUUCGUCAAUUCCAAUAUACCUUGUCAAUUCCAAUUACUGUAUACGCAAAAAAUUUCUUAUAUAGUAUAUAUUUAAGAUCUAUCCAUAUUGUGACUGUUUUAGGUGUGAAAUAUUUUUAUAGUAAUUUUCACUCGAUUAUUUGAAAUGGUCUUUCAAGAAAAAGUUCCAACGGGAAAUAUUUCGGUAUAAAAGUUGUGUAAGACCGCACGCCCUUAAAUAUGUCAAUACAGAGUAUUUUAUUAUUAGAGAGUGGAUUAGCGCAACAGUGAAGUUAGCUGAAAAGCGCAACAUGAAACUCACUGCGCAGAACCUUUAGAGUGGACGCGUGCGCACGGCGUGGGGACGCAUGGGCCUCGCGCAGAGGCGCACGCAUGUCGCACGUUUAACCUAGAGAUCGUCUAGGUAGAGUUGAGACACAAACAAAACAUCGGAAAGUUAGAUUUAGAGUUAAAAGAAUUAAUAUUUUGAAC